This is a messenger RNA of Darwinula stevensoni, 388 nucleotides long. NCBI's taxonomy places the organism in Eukaryota, Metazoa, Arthropoda, Ostracoda, Podocopida, Darwinulidae. The record is from the annotation of a GenBank genome assembly.
AUGUCGAUUACAACUCUAAUAGCAUCGAGUGAAGGCAUUGCAGUUGACGUUUCUGAUCAUCAUGGACUGAGUGGAGUGGAAAAUAUGGGAACAGGCUCGAGCAAAGGUUCGUCCUCCCCCUUCGAAAUCGAUAAAACAAAGAACAAGACAGUGAACGCUGGCAUUAGCGAGGGACAUCCCUAUUCUGGUUCCAACUACGGCGUUCCCAAAACUCCUUCCUCUUCAAACAAAGGCAGCAAUCAACCAAGUCCGACCAGCUCAGAAGCCAAGAAGGAAGAAUAGAAGAACGUUCACCUCUCUCAUUUCCAUUGUUUGCUUAUUAACCCUGUUAUUAACCUCAUUUGCUUCGUUUGCUUGCCAUAGUUCGUUUGGACCGAUUGAAUACGGC